This is a messenger RNA of Hippopotamus amphibius kiboko, 4250 nucleotides long. RefSeq names its product calcium dependent secretion activator 2 (gene CADPS2). Gene Ontology annotation, biological process: dense core granule exocytosis; synaptic vesicle exocytosis; positive regulation of exocytosis. Gene Ontology annotation, cellular component: glutamatergic synapse. Bases 165 to 3938 code for a protein of 1257 amino acids. Lineage: Eukaryota; Metazoa; Chordata; Mammalia; Artiodactyla; Hippopotamidae. The transcript is spliced from 28 exons. The record is from RefSeq and is a predicted model, not a curated record.
CACUCCUGGGUCUAACUCGACGUGUCCGGAAAGCCGCGGCCAGUUUCCCUUUCGUUCUGCGGCCGCUGCUGCCGGCCGCCUGGCUCCCGCAGACCCGCGGGCGCAGCGGCCGGGGGUGAGGCGCCUGGGGGCCGCGGGCCGAGCGGCGGGGCGCCCCGGGCACCAUGCUGGACCCGUCUUCCAGCGAAGAGGAGUCGGACGAGGGGCUGGAAGAGGAGAGCCGCGAUGUGCUGGUGGCGGCCGGCGGCUCUCAGCGAGCGCCGCCGGCCCCGGCUCGGGAAGGGCGGCGGGACGCGGCGGGGCGCGCGGGCGGCGGCGGCGGCGGCGCGGCCAGACCCGUGAGCCCCAGCCCCUCGGUGCUCAGCGAGGGGCGAGACGAGGCCGAACGGCAGCUGGACGAGGAGCAGGAGCGGAGGAUCCGCCUGCAGCUCUACGUCUUCGUGGUGAGAUGCAUCGCGUACCCCUUCAACGCCAAGCAGCCUACCGACAUGGCCCGGAGGCAGCAGAAGCUUAACAAGCAACAACUGCAGUUACUGAAAGAACGGUUCCAGGCCUUCCUCAAUGGGGAAACCCAGAUUGUAGCUGAUGAAGCAUUUUGCAAUGCAGUUCGGAGUUACUAUGAGGUUUUUCUGAAGAGUGAUCGAGUGGCCAGAAUGGUUCAGAGUGGAGGAUGUUCUGCUAAUGACUUCAGAGAGGUGUUUAAGAAAAACAUAGAAAAACGUGUGCGGAGUUUACCGGAAAUUGACGGCUUGAGCAAAGAGACAGUGCUGAGCUCCUGGAUAGCCAAAUAUGAUGCCAUUUACAGGGGUGAAGAGGACGUGUGUAAACAGCCAAACAGAAUGGCCCUAAGCGCUGUUUCUGAACUUAUUCUGAGCAAGGAACAACUCUAUGAAAUGUUUCAGCAGAUUUUGGGGAUUAAGAAACUAGAACACCAGCUUCUUUAUAAUGCUUGUCAGUUGGAUAAUGCAGAUGAACAAGCAGCCCAGAUCAGAAGGGAACUUGAUGGUCGUUUGCAGUUGGCAGAGAAAAUGGCAAAGGAAAGAAAAUUCCCCAAAUUUAUAGCAAAAGAAAUGGAGACUAUGUAUAUAGAAGAGUUGCGGUCUUCAGUGAAUUUGCUAAUGGCCAAUUUGGAGAGUCUUCCGGUUUCGAAAGGUGGUCCAGAAUUUAAAUUACAAAAAUUAAAACGUUCACAGAAUUCUGCCUUUUUGGACAUGGGAGAUGAGAAUGAGAUUCAGCUGUCAAAGUCUGACGUGGUGCUGUCAUUCACCUUAGAGAUUGUCAUAAUGGAAGUGCAAGGUUUGAAGUCAGUCGCUCCCAAUCGAAUUGUUUACUGUACAAUGGAAGUGGAAGGAGGAGAGAAACUGCAGACAGACCAGGCUGAAGCCUCAAGGCCACAGUGGGGAACCCAAGGAGAUUUUACCACCACUCAUCCACGGCCUGUGGUCAAAGUAAAACUCUUCACGGAAAGCACUGGGGUCCUGGCCCUGGAAGAUAAAGAACUGGGAAGGGUGAUAUUGUACCCAACUUCUAAUAGUUCCAAAUCAGCUGAGUUGCACCGAAUGACAGUUCCAAAAAAUAGCCAGGACUCUGACUUAAAAAUCAAACUGGCAGUGCGAAUGGAUAAACCACCACAUAUGAAACAUAGUGGAUAUCUGUAUGCCCUUGGACAAAAGGUUUGGAAAAGAUGGAAAAAACGUUACUUUGUUCUUGUUCAGGUUAGCCAGUACACCUUUGCUAUGUGUAGUUAUAGAGAAAAAAAGUCUGAACCACAAGAAUUAAUGCAACUUGAAGGAUACACUGUGGAUUAUACAGAUCCCCACCCAGGCCUUCAGGGUGGUCAGAUGUUCUUCAAUGCUGUUAAAGAAGGAGACACUGUAAUAUUUGCCAGUGAUGAUGAACAGGAUAGAAUAUUGUGGGUUCAAGCCAUGUAUAGGGCCACAGGUCAAUCGUAUAAACCCAUUCCUGCAAUUCAAGCCCAGAAGCUGAAUCCUAAAGGAGGAACUCUUCAUGCAGAUGCUCAGCUUUAUGCAGACCGUUUUCAGAAACAUGGUAUGGAUGAGUUUAUUUCUGCGAAUCCCUGCAAGCUGGACCAUGCCUUCCUUUUUAGACUACUCCAGAGGCAGACUUUGGAUCACAGACUGAACGAUUCCUAUUCUUGCUUGGGGUGGUUUAGCCCUGGCCAGGUCUUUGUGUUAGAUGAGUACUGUGCCCGUUACGGUGUGAGGGGCUGUCACAGACAUCUCUGCUACCUUACGGAACUGAUGGAACAUUCAGAAAAUGGUGCUGUCAUUGACCCAACCCUGCUCCAUUACAGCUUUGCAUUCUGCGCCUCUCAUGUGCACGGCAACAGGCCUGAUGGAAUCGGAACUGUUUCAAUGGAAGAAAAAGAGAGGUUUGAGGAGAUAAAGGAAAGACUCUCUUCCCUUUUAGAGAAUCAGAUAAGCCAUUUCAGAUACUGUUUUCCCUUUGGACGACCUGAAGGUGCGCUAAAAGCUACACUUUCAUUACUCGAAAGGGUUUUAAUGAAAGAUAUUUCCACUCCCAUACCAGCAGAAGAGGUGAAAAAAGUGGUCAGAAAAUGUCUUGAGAAAGCCGCCUUGAUCAAUUACACGAGACUCACAGAAUAUGCCAAAAUAGAAGAGACCAUGAACCAGGCGACUCCUGCUAGGAAGCUGGAAGAGGUUCUUCAUCUAGCAGAGCUCUGCAUCGAAGUCUUACAGCAGAAUGAAGAGCAUCAUGCAGAGGCGUUUGCCUGGUGGCCUGAUUUAUUGGCAGAGCACGCAGAGAAGUUUUGGGCUUUAUUCACAGUGGAUAUGGAUACUGCACUGGAAGCACAACCACAAGACUCCUGGGACAGUUUUCCUCUUUUCCAACUGCUUAAUAAUUUCCUCAGAAGUGACGCACUUUUAUGUAAUGGAAAAUUUCAUAAACACUUGCAAGAAAUCUUUGUGCCCUUGGUGGUCCGCUACGUGGAUCUCAUGGAGUCCUCCAUCGCCCAGUCCAUUCACAGAGGUUUUGAGCAAGAGACAUGGCAGCCUGUCAACAAUGGCUCAGCAACAUCAGAAGACCUUUUUUGGAAACUUGAUGCACUGCAGAUGUUUGUCUUUGAUCUUCACUGGCCAGAACAAGAAUUUGCCCAUCACUUAGAGCAAAGACUUAAACUAAUGGCCAGUGAUAUGAUAGAGGCCUGUGUCAAAAGAACAAGAACUGCAUUCGAACUCAAGCUGCAAAAGGCAAGCAGAACAACUGACUUGCGCAUCCCAGCCUCUGUGUGUACAAUGUUUAACGUAUUAGUUGAUGCCAAAAAGCAAAGCACCAAACUUUGUGCCCUGGAUGGAGGACAGGAGUUUGGUAGUCAGUGGCAGCAGUACCAUUCAAAAAUAGAUGAUUUGAUUGACAACACUGUAAAAGAAAUCAUUUCACUUCUAGUUUCAAAGUUUGUUUCAGUGUUGGAAGGGGUGUUGUCUAAGCUGUCAAGAUACGACGAAGGCACUUUCUUUUCAUCCAUUCUGUCAUUCACUGUGAAAGCAGCCGCAAAAUAUGUUGAUGUUCCAAAACCAGGAAUGGAUCUGGCAGACACGUAUAUUAUGUUUGUUCGGCAAAACCAGGAUAUUCUUCGAGAAAAGGUCAAUGAGGAAAUGUAUAUAGAAAAAUUGUUUGAUCAAUGGUACAGCAGUUCCAUGAAAGUCAUUUGUGUGUGGUUGGCUGAUAGAUUAGACCUUCAGCUUCACAUUUACCAACUGAAGACGCUCAUCAAGAUUGUGAAGAAAACCUAUAGGGACUUCCGACUGCAGGGUGUGUUGGAAGGCACCCUCAACAGCAAGACCUAUGACACCCUGCACAGACGUUUAACAGUAGAGGAGGCUACAGCUUCUGUUUCGGAAGGAGGAGGACUUCAGGGCAUCACGAUGAAAGACAGCGACGAAGAAGAAGGCUGAUAAAACGCAGCUCUGCAGAAGGAAGUUGGACCUUGACAUUGUUUAUUUUGUACCUGUCCUUGUAAUUACAUUGAUUGUUUGGACCAAAUAUAAAUGCUUGUAUUUCACUCUACAUUUUCAAAAGUUAACCUGGAAGCAGAGUUAAAGGAGAAAAUGCCAAGUAUUUUUUUGAAGAAGAUCAGCCUUUUUUGUAUGGCUUGAUCUAAAAUGAUGACAUUUGGCUCUGUGAUUGGAACAUGAACCUUUAUUUUUUUUUUUGAGAAGAUGGGACUUUUUUUUUUUCUGUAAUUACAUCAAAGUCAUGUCCUGUGU